Parastagonospora nodorum SN15 is the source of this 3816-nucleotide messenger RNA. RefSeq lists its product as hypothetical. The transcript is spliced from 2 exons. NCBI's taxonomy places the organism in Eukaryota, Fungi, Ascomycota, Dothideomycetes, Pleosporales, Phaeosphaeriaceae. The coding region runs from base 1 to 3816 and encodes 1271 amino acids. Gene Ontology annotation, biological process: microtubule-based movement. The record is from RefSeq and is a predicted model, not a curated record. Gene Ontology annotation, molecular function: ATP binding; microtubule motor activity; microtubule binding.
AUGAACGAGACGUCCUCGCGAUCGCACGCCGUCUUCACCCUGACCCUUACCCAGAAACGCCACGAUGUUACAACCAGCAUGAGCGGAGAGCGGGUAGCCAAAAUCAGUCUGGUCGAUUUGGCCGGUUCAGAAAGAGCACAGUCCACGGGAGCAACUGGUGCGCGGCUGAAGGAAGGAGCUGAAAUUAACAGGUCGCUGUCUACCCUAGGACGUGUCAUUGCAUCGCUAGCCGACAUGUCGAGUGGGAAGAAGAGGACCCAAGUGCCUUACCGAGACUCCAUCUUGACCUGGCUGUUGAAGGACUCCCUUGGUGGCAACAGUAUGACUGCUAUGAUUGCUGCCAUUUCCCCAGCCGACAUCAACUUCGAGGAGACUUUAUCAACCCUAAGAUAUGCCGAUUCAGCCAAGCGCAUCAAGAACCACGCGGUCGUCAACGAGGAUCCAAACGCGCGUAUGAUCAGAGAACUCCAGGAAGAACUCGCAAAGCUUCGCGGACAGCUCACUGGAGGCGGUUCAGGUGGCAGUGGUGCCACAAUGGAAGAGCAAUAUGCGCCUGAUACACCUUUGGACAAACAAAUUGUGUCCAUUACACAGGAAGAUGGAACAGUGAAGAAGGUUUCAAAAGCCGAGAUUGCAGAGCAGCUCAACCAGUCGGAGAAGCUUUAUAAGGACCUCAAUCAGACAUGGGAGGAGAAGCUGUUGAAGACCGAGGAGAUUCACAAGGAACGUGAGGCUGCUUUGGAAGAGCUCGGCAUCAGCAUCGAGAAGGGCUUCGUUGGGCUGUCAACACCAAAGAACAUGCCACAUUUGGUCAAUCUGAGUGACGAUCCCCUCUUGACCGAAUGUUUGGUAUACAACUUGAAACCAGGAAUGACCACAGUGGGCAACUCCGACAUUGAGGGCCAGACUGCGCAGAUACGCUUGAACGGCUCUCAGAUUCUAGCACAGCACUGCGACUUCGAGAACGUGGACGGAAAAGUGACUGUGAUACCCAAGGAGACUGCAAGCGUCAUGGUCAACGGGAUCCGAAUCACUAAGCCGCGACUUCUCAAAAGCGGUCACCGGAUUAUCCUGGGCGACUUCCAUAUCUUCCGAUUCAACAAUCCGCAAGAGGCAAGGGCUGAGCGCGCCGAAGUAAACAACGACGACGAUAUGGAUUCGACUUCUUCCUACCGUGAAAAGUAUGCGUCAGGGGGUACUCUUGACAAUUUUUCGCUUGACACGGCUCUGACCAUGCCUUCUACGCCGCAACACGAGGGCAGUGAGAAGAUGCAAGAGAUGCGCAAUGACAUGCAAGAGAGGAUCGAUCAACAAAAGGGUGACUACCACGCCAAACUCAAAUCCGACGCAGAAGCCAAAGUAGAGCUCGAGGAAUUACGUGCUGCAAAGUUGGAGAUGGAAAAGCAUAUGCUGGAACAGAAAGAGACUUACGAGCGACAGCUGAAGGAGCUUGGCCACGAAUCUGCAACCGAAGCAAGUGAAACACCAGCGACAGAGGAGCAAAACGACAAGCGAUUGGAACUGGCUAAGAAGGUCUUCCAACAAUGGCGGCAUCGCAAGUAUGUCACUAUGGCCGAGACUAUUCUUCAAAACGCGGCGACCAUGAAGGAAGCACAGAUUCUCAGCCAACAAAUGGGCAAGCGGGUUGUCUUUCAGUUCUGCAUUGUUGACGUCGGCCACUGCGUUCCAUCAUCAUACGACCUUGUCAACAUGGGCAUCCCUGGUGAGGAGGAUGAUUGUCUCGAAAGCACUCCAAAGCCUUGCGUUGGCGUACGAGUGAUUGAUUUCAGAAAUGAAGUCGUCCAUCUCUGGUCAUUACAAAAGCUCCGACAACGCGUUCGCCGCAUGCAUCAGAUCAACCAGUACAUGAACAGACCGGAGUAUUUACAGCACUUCAACCCUGAAUCGCCAUUCUCAGAACCUUGCAUGCCGGAAUUCUCGCGGAUAGGCGAUGUUGACGUUCCCCUUGCUGCGGUUUUUGAAUCCAGAGUUCGAGAUUUCAAUCUUGAUGUCAUUUCGCCUUACACAUCCAACCCGAUCGGCAUAAUACAUCUGUCUCUAGAACCUUCGUCCGCCGAGGCUCCAUCCACGACGCUGAAGUUCAAUGUCGGUAUGCAUGAAUUUAUUGGCUUUCCUGAACGAGAGGGCACAAAGGUCCACGCUGUACUCUUCCUUCCUGGCAUAUCCGACGAAAGCGGCGCAACAACGACAACUUGGAUCACCGACUUCGACGAGGGGCCCGUGCGUUUCGAGAGUAUGCAUAGCAUGAGUGUGCCAUAUCCAAGUCCACGGGAUACUUACCUAAGGGUUUCGUUGUUCGCAAAGGUCACUGAGAUACAUCUCGACAAGUUGCUCAGCUGGGAUGAUAUGCGCGACACGGCAGACAAGCCGACACAGAAGCGCCGGACUGCGCGAUUGCCAGAGUCUGAGUUCUACACAGAGGACAACCACGACAUUUUUUCACGCGUCCAGAUCCAUGAGAUUACUGAUGAUGGCACAUACCAGCCUGUCGAAGUCACACAAAGCAGCAUUAUGGAUGCUGGUGUGUAUCAGCUGCAUCAAGGUCUAGCUCGCCGCAUUGUUGUGAAUCUGACCCACACUUCCGGGGAUACACUCCAAUGGCAAAACGUCACCUCCAUGCGUAUGGGUCGCAUCCGCCUCAUCGACGCAUCAGGCAACUCUCCUGGCAUCGACUCACCAGUGAAGGAGGUACCGAUUGAUUUGGUCGCACCGCCCGUCGUCAGAGACCACGCCGAUGGCACAUCCAACGUGAAGUUCGUGGGUCGGUGGGACAGUACUGCCCAUGGCUCGUUACUCCUGGAUCGUGCGACGCAAGACAAGUACCGUGUCCAAGCGACAUUGUUGUUCAAUGUCAAGUCGCCCAAGCUCGCACAACCUAUGCUCUUCUCGUUGGACCUAGGCAUGCAGAUUCGCAGCCGAACGUUCGUGCGACAAAACUCCCUCUUCGCUUUGGCAGCUCUAUGGAACCCAGUAAAGAUUGUCCACUCUACAGUCGGCAUCUUCAACGUUGCCAUUCGUCCCACUUCUGUCAAACGAGCGACCGACCUCUGGCGGAUGAAUACUCGCGAUGACUACAUCAAAGGCGAGGAGCAGCUCGCUGGCUGGACGCCUCGUGGCGUGUCUCUAGUCCGCGAUUUCAUCGACAUCGAGAAGCGUCGGCGUCGCAUCGCAGAGAUUGAAACCGCUCGAUCUGUUUUAUCUUCCAAGGCCCUCACGGUUCCCAACCUCGCCUCCACUGCCGAACUCAAUGAGGAUCAAAUCGCCCUACUGAAGCGUGUUGUAAGUCUCUGGCAAACCAAGAAAGCACCCGCCGAGAUCAUCCUCAAUCCCACAAACCUCGAACCACCAUCGAACGGCGCAGCAUUUGCACCGCGCUCCCCGUCACCAUCACCAGCUCCCGCGCCCAGUCUUACCGCCACUGUCCGCUUUGUGUCCAAAAACCCGACGCUCCUAAAAUCCUCAUACCUUCUCACUCCCGACCUCACCAAUACGCGCUGGAUCCGUCGCUUCGUCGAACUACGCAAGCCAUACAUGCACAUCUAUUCAACUGACGGCGAUGAAAUCAACGCCAUCAACGUCAGUACCGCGCGCGUCGACCACUCGCCGCAAAUUGCCAAGUUGCUGAACAGCAGCAGCGGAAGUCAAGGCCAGGGGCUGAAAGACACGAUUUUCGCCGUUUUCGCAAAGAGUAACACGUAUAUUUUCCGUGCAAGGAGUGAGCGCGAGAAGAUUGAGUGGAUUUUGAGAUUGGAUCAGAGCUAUUUUUCGAGCGAGGGGAGUGAGGAGAGUGCGUGA